AUGACUGGAGUAAAAAGAAACCACAAAGAAACCGAAGAAAAACUAGAUUUUGAACAGAUUAGUGAAGAAAUUACCCAAGAAAGUGAAAAUAAAAGAAGAAGAAAGGAGCAAAAUAGAAAUUCACAAAAAGGAUAUAAAGAACGACGGAAUAAAUACAUUGAAGAAAUGGAAAAAACAAUUGAAAAAUACGAAAAAAGAUUCAAAGAAAUCGAAGAAAAAAUAGAAAGCUUAAUAAAAGGAGAACCAGUAGAAACAGGAAGCACCCGAGAAAAAGAAACUCAAACGGAAGAAAAAUUGUACACUCAGAAAGAA
Entrophospora candida is the source of this 312-nucleotide messenger RNA. NCBI's taxonomy places the organism in Eukaryota, Fungi, Glomeromycota, Glomeromycetes, Entrophosporales, Entrophosporaceae. The record is from the annotation of a GenBank genome assembly.